Conger conger (European conger) is the source of this 3924-nucleotide messenger RNA. Its product is annotated as protein ATP1B4-like. The coding region runs from base 181 to 1230 and encodes 349 amino acids. Lineage: Eukaryota; Metazoa; Chordata; Actinopteri; Anguilliformes; Congridae. Gene Ontology annotation, biological process: regulation of DNA-templated transcription; sodium ion transport; potassium ion transport. Gene Ontology annotation, cellular component: nuclear inner membrane; sodium:potassium-exchanging ATPase complex. The record is from RefSeq and is a predicted model, not a curated record. The transcript has 9 exons.
UGUCCGCUUAGUUGAGAAGAGGUCCUACUUGCCCAGCUCCUGUUGCAUCUGUCCAAUUUUCUGAUGAAAAAAGAAAUAAUUUUUUGACGAAAAUACAACUUGUUUUUAACAAGGUCAAAAAAGGAUUUUUGACUUCGGGACCGCCAUCUGACUUUUGCUGCAGACGAAAACUCUAGAAUCAUGGAGCCGAAUGCCACCGCGGGCGGAGCUGAUGAACAGCUCCAUGGAGACGACCUAGCAAAUGCGCCUGGUGACAGUGAACCAAAGGUUGAGCUGGAGAUGGUGCCAGCCUCAGUGGUGGAAGAGGAACUUGAAGAGCUAGCACAGCAUCAGCCCCUGGAGAGAGAGGACCUCGACUUUGAGAAAUGGAAACCUAAACCAAAACCCAAGAAGACCUUCAGCCAAAAGAUAACUGAGACGAAGAGGUACCUGUGGAACCCUGAGACACGAGAGUUCAUGGGCCGCUCUGGGAAAAGCUGGAGCCUCAUCCUCCUAUUCUACUCAGCGCUGUACAUCUUCUUGGCGGCCAUGUUCGCAGCCUGCAUGUGGGCCCUAAUGUGGUCCAUCAAUCCCUAUGCCCCCACCUACAAUGACAGGGUGAUGCCACCAGGUAUGAUGAUGUCGCCACGGGGGCCGAACGGAUUCGACAUCGUCUUCAACGCUUCUGACCGCAACACCUGGGAUAAAUAUGUGAAGGCCCUGGAGGCCUCUCUAAAUCCGUACGACGACUCCAUUCAGGAGCAGCGGAACAUCAACUGUACGCAGAGCGUGUACUUCAAGCAGGACGACAAGGAGGAGAGUGCCGAGCGGAAGGCGUGCCAGUUCAAAAGGUCUUCGCUGGGGAAGUGCUCGGGGGACCCGGACAGAAGCUUUGGAUACGCUUUAGGAAAGCCCUGCGUUCUCCUCAACAUGAACCGGAUUCUUGGAUACUUACCAGGCCAAGGCACUCCAAUCAAUGUGACCUGCUCAGCUAAGAAAGGAGGGCCAGAAAACCUUGGAGAGAUUGAGUUCUUCCCUGAAAGCAUUUUUAACCUGAAGUACUACCCUUACUAUGGAAAGAGGAGACAUGUGAACUACACCAACCCCCUGGUAGCUGUGCGCUUCCCCAGGGUGCAGCAGGAUAUCCAUUUCAGUGUACAGUGCAAGCUGAAUGGUAAGGGCAUCAUCAAUGACUCUCCUAAUGACCGAUUCCUGGGCAGCAUCACCUUCUCUCUGGAAGUGGGUGCAUAGGGGGCACCUUUGCAGAGUGGAAGUUGACUGGCUGGAAGUUUCUAGAUAGGAGUACAUUGUGCUGUUGAAGAGCCAAGAGGAUCCAGACUGAGGGGCAUGGAUACUUUAGAAAGGCCUCUUUCCAUCCCACCUCCAAUGCAUUACACUGUCUGAAAACAAUACUUCAACCCCCUCCCUGUACCAGUCAAACACAGUGCAGUCUGUAUGUAUUUGGACAGUGGUAUAAUUUCUGUUAUCUGUUAUUAUCUUCUACUACAGCAGAUUGGAUUUUAAAUGAAAUAAUGAGUAUAAGGUUAAAGUUUAGUCAUCUUUAAUUUGAGACUAUCAAAAACCUUUUAUCAAGACUAGAAGCUGAUAGCUGUUAUACCUUCAUUAAGGAAGCAAUUUAAUUCUCGACUAAUCAGAAACAGCUGAGAAGCCAAUUGUCCAAUUACGUUUGGUCCCCUAAAAUGGGGAUACUAUGUAUAAAAAGGAGAUGUACACAAAUUACUGUAUAUUUAAAAUCCCAUGUGUUGGAGUCCAGAGCCAAAAGAACAGAAAUUGUACCACUGUCCAAAUACUUACAGACUGCAGUGUAUAUAUACCUGCUCAGUGCUACACCAUAUGCCUUAAUGUUCUAAUGUUGUCUUGCUCUGACUUGUGUCAACUGAUGAUCCUGCUGAACAUGACUGAAUAAGAACUCCAACAGAAUAAAUGAUACAUUGCUUUGCCCGAUUCUCAUGAAUAGCUAAUGCAUGCCAGAGGUCUCAUAAGUGUCAUCUACUAAUUUCUAUUGGCUACAGCUACAUCCGUAGUAAUGCAGUUUAAAUGUUCACAAUACACUGAAAUGCUAUAAAAUGUUAAAUGUAUGCUACCCACCCUAUGCCAGAACAGUGUACGACAUGACUGGUGGUGCCUUUUUGAUUCCACCCUUUGACCCUACUGCCCUGCUAACCUCAUUAAAUGGGAGCUGGAGAAGAGUUACAAAGUAACAGGGAACACACAACUGACACUAGACAUAUAGUGUCCUCUAAAAGUAUGGUAGUUAAGUCUGUUCUUUUUGCUGCAGAAUUUAGAGAUCAAAAGAUGAAUAUGAGACAAAAGUACAGACAAUCAGAUUUCUUUUUUUGUAUUUACAUGCAUAAAUGUUUUCAUACACAUGCAUACCAUUUUACAGAAACAGCUGUUUUUGUGUCAAGUCACCCAAAGUAAAUCAAAGCAAGUCUAAUAUUUAGUUGUAUAGCCCUUACAAGCAAUAACUGCACCUUCACUAAGGCCACUUACUAUUGAUUUAUGUUUGGGGUGAUUGUCUUUAGUCUCCUUCCUCUUCAGCAAGCGGAAUGCAUGCUUGAUCGAAUUUAAAUUAGGUGGCUGAAACUUUUCACCACUGGCCAUUGCAUCCAUUUUGCUUUGGAUGAUGAGGCAAUUUAUUUGAGGUAGGAUGAAGCUACCCCACUGAGUCUCGCAGGAAGAAGUGGAGGAAUUUCUUCAUGCAAAGUCACACAUUACAUUUCAGAAUUAAUCUUACUAGUGCCAUCCUGUUACAUCAUCAAUGCAGACAAGUAACCCUGUUCCGGAGGCUAUGACACGAUCCCCUCCAUAUCUCAUUGAAGAGGUGGAUCAUGGAACAUAGGCUAUUCCUUCUUUUCUACACAAAUUCCAUCGCUUUAGGAAAGGUUUAUUUUGGUAUCGUAUAUCCAUGAAACUGUUCCAGAAAUCAUUUGGCUCAUCUCUGUACUUUUUUAGCUAAUUCUAACCUGUCCUCUCAAACCUUGAUGCUGCUGAGACAUUUGCAUCAAGCAGUGUAGCCUCUGAAGACGGCUGAUGUCUCUGCCCAUUGUUUUAGGGUUUUUCUUCACAGACCUUAGGAUUGAUCUGUCAUAAGCUGUAGCAAUCUUCCUUGGCUGACUUGCAGUGUUUAUUUCUGAGUCCACCAAUGGCUUCUUUCUUUUUCAAUACCUACCCAGUUUCUGCGCUAUCCUUCCUAAUCAGAUGAAAACAGAGGAUAAAACCAAGACUAGACACUCACUGCUCUUUGUGUGUGUGAACAAAACAAAACACCUGAGCAACAGUUCACACCCGUCAGUCAUUGGUUAACUUUUGCACAGCUGAAAAUGGAGGGACUCCAUACAAAAACAGAUGCUUCUGUAAAAUGUUAAAUAUAUGCACAUCAAUAUCAUGAAAUAAAAGCUGAUUGAUUGCGCCUUUGCUUCGGAAACAUCUUUUGAUCUCAAAGCCAACUACCUUAAGUUCAUAUUAAAAUUAAGAAAUUUCACUCUACCAUCACCAUACUUUUGGAGGGCACUAAUUACCUGUUUCUUUGUAACAAAACAUUAUAACGAGGCAGUGUAUACACUUCAAUUGUCCUGCUAUUUUUUUUAGCUGAUAAACUUUGCUUUUGAGUCAGGUUAUAUUUCUCCAAUGUUUUUAUUGGCUAGAUGUAUCAUUUGUAUCAUUUAAACCAUUCACAGCUUUCUGUCACAGUCACUGCAGUGGUCAUAUGAAUUCUGUAUGAACGACUGUAGGUAGUUGUAGCUGAAAUAGUUACAGCAUUAUGCAAAAACAGCUCAAUACACUGCUGUAAUUUUUAGGAACGCUAGAAUUCUUUGACUGUUAGCUUGUUUUUAUAACUAUUUUCACUAAUAUGUUGUUUUUUUUUUUACCACUUAUUUCAUUUUUUCUUGUCCAAGAAUAAAAGGUAUCAGUCUUUCCUUA